ACGGACACAGAGAACAGAAUUGAUGGAGAAGGAGUAACGCGGCGACGCUAAUGUGAGGCUGCAGGUAUGCACAGUAAAGGAACGCACGCUGGGCGCUGUAAGGCAGAGACACAGGAGUCAGGAGCCGAGACACUGGACGCCAUGUUUCCUCUGAGGCUGGUCAUCGUGGGCUUUCUCUACUGCUGCAUCAGAGUGGGUGUCACGCAAUCUCACACUAAAGCACUGUUCCCAGCCGCCAGCCGAACAAAAAGAGGGGCUGCAGACGUGGUGAACCCCACUUUCUGCAACUCCUCCGAGGAUGUCCAUCUAUUAUUUGAGAUCCUACUGACUGGCAUUCACUUCCAGGCCAGCGGGGAGUUUUCAGUGAGAGACGCUGAGCUGGCUUCCCUCCGCAAGACACAAAACCUGGAGGUCAUCUGUGAGGAGAUCAUCCCCAGGAGGCUGACGGACAUUUUUAGGCUCGUCUCCGGCCUUUCAGAUCACACUGGUCUCCUGCACCAGGAUGAUUUCGAGCGCACUUUGCUGACCUUGGUGUACAUCACCCAGCAGAUGGUCGAUUCCACCUCUGAACAGCAGCGAGACGUCUGGGCAGAGUCUUUCGUCAGCCUGUACAAAGCCAUCAAGCAGGAUCUGACGGGGACAAAGUGAACGGACACAGGUACUGCGACACAACGGCUCUGUGAUAUUGAUAUUUUAAUAUGCAUGUAGGAAAAAAAGAUCAGUGGGUUGUUCUGGUUUAUGUGAAGAGACAUAAACCUGGAUGCUGACGGCUAAAAGGAGCCUGAGAGGAAGUGUCACCAAAAUGAAGUAAAGUGCAUGGACUGAUAAUGAAAAGAUCAUUAAAAUGUGGACUGUCACAGCAAAUGUUGAUUCACACUUGAGGUACUAGAUAUAUAUAUAUAUACAUGAAACUAUACAUUGGUUUUACAUGUAUGUUGAAUUACGUCGUAAUGAGUUACAUUCACAUGUCUUUUCAGCGUUUGUUGACUAGCACCAGGGGGCGAUCACAAGACUGACUGAUGAGAGCAGAGGAAACUAAUUGUACAAUCAUCAUUAUUGUGCCAUUCUUAUGCAAGCUGUCAUCCGCAAAUGUCACCUCGAAAAGUCAUACUCGAAAAUACUUUGCACCACGUUGUUGCAGUACAGCGUCCUUGACAGAGGACACUAGGUCCAGAUUGAGCUGCCUCUGUUGGUAUUGUUUUUGGAAAAAAACCCCCCCAAAAAAUGGCAUGCUGGAGCGAGAUGGAAACUCAAAGGCCGACUCCAACAAUGAUCUGUGCAGGUUCCGGGUGUCCUUCCAGCAGCCGCUUGGGCUCCAGAGACCUGGUAACCACUCCAGAUUUCUCGCCGGGAGGGCAGAAGGGUACGUACCGGAGCCACGGCGAAGACGACAAGUAGGAGCUGAUGCCGAAGGGAAGGUUGUAGACUUCUCCGCUCUCCAGCGUGUUGCUGGAGUCGUCCUCGUGAGCCUUGUUCCAGGCGAGGAUGCCUCGUUCAUGAUUAGAUCCUGUUGGACAAGAGUUAAAGGUGUUUAAUCAUUCAAGUGCAGUUUACUCAAGGAAUCAGAUCACGUAGUGACUCGGUUUCAAGUACCCGAGAGGAAAUCUAGUUUUGAAUUUAACACUUGAAAAGUAUGUCAAAUGCUUGCACUUUACUUGAUUAUUUCCACUCUCUGCAAAAUAAAUACUUCUCCAGCACAA
This is a messenger RNA of Hippoglossus stenolepis (Pacific halibut), 1700 nucleotides long. RefSeq names its product protein FAM180A. The coding region runs from base 67 to 648 and encodes 193 amino acids. The transcript has 3 exons. NCBI's taxonomy places the organism in Eukaryota, Metazoa, Chordata, Actinopteri, Pleuronectiformes, Pleuronectidae. The record is from RefSeq and is a predicted model, not a curated record.